Molecule: messenger RNA, 3576 nt
Organism: Anopheles coustani
Lineage: Eukaryota; Metazoa; Arthropoda; Insecta; Diptera; Culicidae
Exons: 14
Coding region: 1-3576 (1191 amino acids)
Cellular component (GO): plasma membrane
Molecular function (GO): protein binding
Source: RefSeq, a predicted model, not a curated record
AUGAUCACGAAAGCAAUACACCAUUCGCUGCUGGCAGCACUGGCACUGGCGCUUCUGGGCGUGUGCUACGGGUGUAAGAUAUCGGAGUAUCCGUGCAAGGGUGGCGCGAGCUGCGUGCCACUCGACAAAUACUGUGAUGGGCGCGAUGAUUGCGGCGACGGCAGUGACGAGCCGAAAAUGUGUACAGUGUGCAACCGGACGUACUACGGGGACAUUGGGCGAACGUACACGCUCACGGUGCCACCUCCGCAGUGGAACCGGCUACCAUUUCUCUGCCAUCUAACGUUCACCGCUUCCGGUCACGAACAGGGCGACAUCGUGCAGAUAAUCUUCGACAAAUUCACCGUCGGUCGGUUCGACGAAGGCCUAAUAGAUCCCGACAUGGAUUCCAGUGACGCGAGUCUUACCAGCGGUGGCGAUCUACCAGGAUGUCCGGAAGGAUUUAUGCAGCUUAGCGAACUGGGACGCCCGUUUACCGGUGGCUCCUGGUGCGGGAAGGCUUCCGGCCAUCAGCUGUACUUCAGCGAAACAUCCACAGUGACAGCAUCUGUCAAGGUCUUUCAUGCACCGAUGCAGGCCGGGACGCCGUUCGAAUUCCGCAUCCGGUACAAAUUCAUAAGUCAAUCAGAGGCCAUUGUCAGAUAUGGUGCACCCAGCGAACUCCUGGAGCUCGGACGUGUCACGCCUGGAACGUACUGUACGCGACAAUACGACGAAUGCUACCGGAAAAAGUGUCGCCUGCAGAGUCCAAACUACCCCGGCAUGUACCCCCGGAACGUCACCUGCUACUGGACGAUCCGCCAGAAGGUGGUCCCGACUUGCAAGCACGCAAUGGUGGCGAUCAGCCAGGAGAAUGAGCACAAGGCGCUCGUUAAACGAUCCAUCGCCAGCCUGAACAAGACGGCCCGGGCGGUUCGGGCGUGGUCGGACUGCACCGGCGAACGGGAUCAUCUGAUCUUCUACGACGGCAGCAGCACCAACGAUCCCGUGCUGGCGAAGUACUGCGGCGGGGACUGGCUGCCUCGGGUCGUGUCGCGGGGCCCAGAAAUGCUGAUCGCUUUUCACUCGAGUCCCUUUUCGGCUCCACUACAGUCCGGUCAGUCAAACCGUGGGUUUGAGCUGGACGUCGACAUACUGUUCGCCGACUCCGACUCGUUCGACUUCGCGCAGGGCAACAAAUGUGAGUUCCACAUCAACGCGUCAAAUCCAGACGAAGUGCUACUGUCGCGACGGGGAAGGAUGGGGCAUCUACUGAGCCCGCGACAUACGCUGGCGCCGAACACGACCUGCACCUACUACUUCCACGGUAUGCCAACGGAUUUGAUUUGGAUCUCCUUUACCCAUUACCAUCUGCAGAUUUUGCAGCCAAGUGGGAGCGGCGACAACUCUACGAUGGGCCGGAAUGAGUCUCCAUUACCCUGGAUUACGAGAACGCGGGUUUGGGAUAGUGCGGGCACGUUCGUUCCGGUGCGCACGACCUCUCCAACGAGUAUACUAUCCACCGGGUCCUCCACUACUUCCUACGGAUCUACCCUCGGCGCUGCAACCGCUCUUCUGCCCGGCCUAACCAGCACCACCGCGAUCUACCAGCAGCUCAUGAAUCGGACCGUCAACAACUACUACGCCGCCGUGAACCAGAAUGGCAAGAGUUUGAAGAUCAAUGUGGACAACGUGUGGAACCCGGUGGAUCAGUAUAUCUACGGGCCGACGGUGAACAGCAUCUUCAACCAACCAGCCCCUACAGCGCCGAGCGAUGGCAUUCGUGGGCGUGGUUCGGGCUACGGAUCCUCGGGAUAUCAGGACAAGUACUCCAAGCACAAGGGCAAGUCGGAGAUGGGCGCCGGGAACUACGUGCAGUCGGUACGCCAUGGGAAGGACUCGUCGGUGGGCGGCUCGGGAAAUGAGCUGUCACGCGAGCACGGACGCAAAGAUCGCCAAUCGUCCAAGUCGAGCCUGGCAUCGCGUCGACUGAUGGCGGAGUUUUUCGAUAACGAAGCACCGAAGCUGUGCGAUCAUAUGACGGUGGAGAGCAAGGGUCACCGGAUGCGACCCUGUACACCGCUGGAGAGUUACGUUAGCACUGGCCGAGACUUGAAAAUUGAGUUCCACACCAUGACCGGAACGUCGCUGUUUCCAUCGAGCUUUGGGAUCAACUAUGAGUUCGUCGACACAGAGCUAGGUGGUGAGCCCUACCUGGGGACCGGCAAGAAAUCACUGGAGCCCAAUGAAGAUCUCACUAAGGCGGCAGACGCAUCGGUUCCGAUUCUUUGCUCGCGUGUAUUUCGCAAGCGAAAGGGUGACUUCCAAGCGCCACGCAACGUGUUUCUGCAUGGCCGAGGAGGGGCGAAGAACAUUUCCUGCCUCUACCGAUUUGAAGCUUCCGUCGGAGAGAGGGUGCGUGUUGAGCUGUUCAACGUAUCGUUCGGAGAGUUUGCGACCUGCGUCACCGAGAGCGAUGGCCACACUGGACGAGCCCGUUGCAGUCCGUCCGAGUCGGAAGCGGACAGCCGAAUCGGCGAGUUGCGUAUCUUCGACGUGCCCUACCCGGACGUCCGUAUCCCUCUCGGGUGCUUCUGUGACAAUACCAGUAGCACCUACAACGCGCCCCUCACCUUUAUCUCGAACUCGCGAACGCUGGAACUGACGUUCAUCGUGACGCGGCUCAACAUCUCCGAGGACUUUGCGGACGUCUACUUCCACGCGGCGUACGACUUCAUCCGGGUGCCCGAGUGUCGCCGGAGAUUGCGGCUGCGUGGUUCGGGCGGCGAGGAUGAGAUGCACUUCCCGCUGAAGUCGCACGAUGCCAGCUGCGACGGGCUGCCGUGGUACAUCGAGGCUCAACAGCAAGACCGCAGUCUGUUCGUGCGCACCUGGGGCAGCUUCCUGGCGGUCGAGCCGACCGCCGAGGAUUACUCCAAGUGUCACACGCGCAACCGACUGAUCGUGUACAGUGGUGUGCCGCUGAAGAUAAUGCGCGUGAUCUGCCCUUCGACACCGUCCGGCCGGUCGUCCGCACUGCACAUCUUCAGCGAGGACUGGCUAAGCAAUCAACCCUUCCUUAGCUUCGACAGGCCUGUCAGUAUGGUGCUAGAACCGAUCCUGAAGGAGCAAGGAAGCAUCGGGUUCUCGUGGCUCGAGAUCCAGCGGACCAAGGCGUCGCUGAUACAGCAGCUCGACCUGCAGACGAACUUCACCGCCAACGACACGCUGGUCGAGUUCGGGCUCUAUCCACGCGAGAGCGAGUGCGAGUAUCGCUGUCCGGAGCUGGACGCCUGCAUCGGCAGUGCCCUUUGGUGUGAUGGCCGUCCAAACUGCCCGUCCGGGUAUGACGAGAGCGAGCAGGAGUGCGGCAGCCGGCUCAUCGAGCUGCCGGGCGGUAUUUACGCGGCGUUCGGGUGCGUGGCGGCCGCCAUCUCCGCCUGCCUCAUCUUCUGCUUGCUUGUGAUGGUGAAGAAGCGCCGCAAGGCGAACGAGAAGCUCAAACCGGCGGGACCCGGUGCGGCGGCCUCGCUCAACGGUACCCUCUCGAAGAAGGACUACAAGAAGGAGCCACUGUUCUUCGAUCCGGACUCCUGA